CUUGCAGAGUACCCAGAGUAGCUCCCCUCACUCUGCACCACCACCACCACCACCACCACCACCUUUGGUUCUUCUCUCCCACCUCUACUCCACCACUUACCACUUCAUUGACGUCGUUUCUGCGGUUGGCCUCUCCCACCAACUAUCCCUUCACAUUCGUUUGAACCGAUUGCUGUGUGCGCGAAGAUAGAGAGGAAGGACGACGUGGAAGGCGUAGACAAUCCUGCAUCGUCGCUCGCUACUCGUACAGCCCACUACUUUACUUGCGACCCGACAGCUCUCACCCGCGUUGCUUGAUACUCGACCAAUUCUUCGGAUUGCCUUCCCAACGCGCAGCCUCCACCAACACGUACAUACAACAUACCGUACGCUCUUGUCCUCUUCCAUUUGUUUUUGCCUUUAAUAUAAUUGGGUCUGGUGCUGCGCUGCUCCUUUGCUCCGCACUGCACUCCAUUCCUGCAUCCGCUGCCAUCCCGACUGCCUUGUUUCAGCGCGCAGCAAUUUUUUGGGACAGGAAUCCCGGAGUUGGGAACUGACUUUCGAUUCUUACUUCCACCACCAAAACACCACCGCCACCGGGUCCCUUCCCUUCUUGUGCCUCCUCAGCCUCACCCUCGAAAAUUGCUGUCCAGUUCUCUGUUCUGCUCUGCUGCUCUGCUGGUCAGAAACUCUGAUGCCCCCAACGCGAUCCUUCCCCCCCAAGCAACCAACGAGAAAAAAUAAAGUUCUCUCAACUGUGGUUCACAGUAUAAUGACAAUCUAGUCCACACUCGUUUCCCAGCCCAUUGAGCUGCCAUGCAAGGUCCCACGUUGACAAUGCCAGCGGCAUUUGACCCGACCCCAUCCUUUACUCGUUCGCAUUCGUCCCCAACCCUUCCCGAGCUGGUCAUCAAAGACUACAAGCAACCUUCCAGUCCAGAUGAUGACCUCCCACGUUCUGCGAGCUAUGAUUGCAUCCCGAAUAUAGAGCCUCAUUUGCCAUCAGAGAAGGAUUUGGAGAGAGUAGAGAGCUUGCCGAAACUGAAUACCACCAAGGAAAUUCAGACGUUGAAAAAGAAAGAUCCGAAUACCAGUCAUCGAUCGUCGAAAGAUAAGCCGGAUGAAAAUUCUAAACCAGAGAGGAUAGGGAGGAGGAAGUCUUUCGUGGCUCGACCUAAAUCUUGGAUACAGAGGGUCAAGGGAUCUCCAGAAAGGGUCAAGUCUUCCGAGACAAUCAUUACAACACCACCGGAUGCCCCUCCAGUUCCUACGAUUUCGAAGGCUGUUCGAGAUAACAAAACAAAGUCAUUUGCAACAUUUGCUAGGAAGUCAUGGAUGAAUCCAUCGAGGUCCCCGUCACCGAGCCGCCGGAAAGCACAAAAGGGCAUUGAUUGUGAAGUGGAUGAUUCACAAGGGGGCGGUGUAAGCCGCCGACCAACUGUGCUGAAUCCCAAGCUGGACAAGAAUCGACGAAGCAAAACCAUGGAUAGUCUCCCAGUGCCUCCUGUCACAAGAUCAGGCACUUUGUCGAAAAUGAGACAGCGGCCGCAGAGCGUGUUUAUGAACCUCACAAAAUCCACCAAUUCUUCUACCAGCAGUCUGCCAAGCAGCUCUAUUGACAAUCGAUCAACCCCAAGGACGUCGACUGACAAGGUCCCGCCACUACCAACUGCUCCGUCUACCGAAAAGCUUCAACUUCUGGGGUCUAAUAAUGCGAAGAGGCGAGAUGAGCUCUGGUCCGCGUUUCGAUCUAUCGAAAAUGAUUUCUCGAAGUUCCAAUCGAAAACCUGGUCAUUGAAAACGAACGUGGUUCGAGCCUCACUUCUUCCUUUCUUACGGAACCAUGCGUCCCACCCAUCCAACAAAGACCUACGACCUGAAGAUUUGGAUCGAAGGGUCAAUAUUUUGAAUAAAUGGUGGACGGGCCUUUUGGAAGUACUAGAUGGCAGGCAGAACCAGACAGUGAGCGGAGUUGAUCGGCCAAUAUUGCUCGAUGCAUGCUAUGCUAUUAUGGUCCGUCCAGAAUGGAGGUAUUGCCCUUCACAGUUUGCGCCUUUAUCAGAACGUGCAGCAUAUGUGCCCCCGGAGGGUAGACCUCUUCCAAAGAAAAGAUCUUCUGGUUCCCUGCAAACCACAGUUACUCAAUUCAUGGCCGAGUCAGUCCAUCAUAACACCCGCAACAUGUUCAUUCACAACCUGCUCACUCAAAUGAAUUUUGUGGUCGAAAAAAUGUCAUUGCGACAUGCGCCCGCGAGUCUUGUGACGUUCUGUGGGAAAGCAACCGCUUAUGCUUUCUUUUUCGUACCUGGAGUUGCUGAGGUCUUGGCUCGAGUUUGGAAAAUACCCGCAGACACACUUCGAAGGGUCUCAGAUGAGUUAGGAAUGCCUAGGAAGGCCAACAAGGUUGACACAGACGAAGUGAUAGCCGUUUUCCCCUCCCAUAUUCAUGGUCUAGGCUGGACUUCCGUCAAGUCCAUGUCAACCCAUCUGCGCUCAAAUCCUUUCUUGCCGGUUAUGGUUGCGAAAAUUCCAUGGUAUGGUCCUUGGAUGGCUAGAUGGUGUGGGCGAGAUAGUGAUUUAUUCUUCGUCUUUGUAAAGCACUACCACAUUCUAGCAGAGGACUUUUUACCAGCGGCUCUUCCCCUACUUAGUAAAGCUCGAGCUCCAGGUAUGCAGAACAUUCCCCUUUGGCAUUGACAAGAUCUGGCUAACCUGCUUCAAUAGGAUUUCUUUUGGUCCAAGCACAGGUCUUGACUGCCUUAGAUGGCACGGUCCAUCGACAGCCUGUAGUAGAUCCAUUGCCCAUUACAUUUGAUGAUGUUCUCGCCGGAGCUGAUGCAACUGCUGCUGCCCUCCCGCUACCUUCCAACAACUCGUCCAGGCCGAUGGGGGAAAAUCGACUAAUAAUGCUUCUACGGGAUUUCAUAUCUGAGCGUCCUUCGGAUUAUGAAGUAGCCCGACUGACAUUCGCUGAGACAUUUGGCAAAAUGAUGCAAGCUACUGCUCGAAGUACUUCACUGUACAACCACCAUGCCUGCUUUAUAAUGUGCGACUUUAUGGAAGAAGCACUGGGGAUAUACAUCCGAUUCAGCCUUGCAAAUGUCUUGGAGACUGACUACAUUGAUUGGUACUUUUGGAUGGAUGUUUGCAAGAAGAUGCUCGAAAGCGAGAACAGCAUGUCUGAAAUUCGCUUAUUUGCGUUUUUGUUCGGGGCGUGGAACUUGAUUGCGAGCGACGAGCGUAGAAAGGAGAUAAUCUGCAUGGAUUGGCUCUUGACCGAAGGUACUUUUGUGCGAUUUUUCUGCCACUGGUGCCCAAUGGUCAGAGCCUAUUUCAUGCGCCUCCUGUGUUGGAGACUAUGUAGAGAUGACGGAGAGGCUUCCGCUCUUGACACGAAAGUCUUCUCUAUUGUCUCCGCACGUAUAAAAGCUUGCUGGGCACAUUACCUGCAUCUCAAACAAGUUGCUGAAAAGACAGAUGCACUACCGCCAUCAUCCGCUCCAUGUCAUCCGGCACCAGGCCGUCGUCUUCUUAUAAUUAGGAAUGACAACCAAGCCCCUGCUUCCAAUUUAUUCCUUGGAUUCGAUGGAUUGACAUCUAAUACAUCUGCCUCUCCAACAACCGGAGUUACUCAGCCCACAGCAUAUAAGCGUCACUCCUCUCUUGCUCAUUUGGCCCUGACUGAACCAGCCGAUUCGACAACUCCUGCAGUGAAAACGGACUCGCCUCCCUCUUCGAAAAAACGAUGGACUUUUAUUGGCAAAGUCCUGCCUUCCAUGUCUACUUCAUCAGAGCUCACACCGUCAGCGACUCUUGCUGCAAAUUCGCCUGCAAAAACCCAAAGCCUUGAUGAGGCACGUCGGGAGACUGCCAUUGCACGUACAAGACCACAGCUUCAUUCUAAGAAAUCAAGUUCUGAUAGUGAAACUCCUCCAUCUACAAGUACCCAUAGAGCGUUCAGCUUCAAGUUCAGCUUGGAGUGGAGCCAGCAUUUUGAGAAACCACAAGCUCAAAUUUCAGCUAAUGGAAUUGCUCCUGGACCUCGAGGCGUGGUUGGAUUUAAUGUGGGCACAGAGAGACGGUUGUCUCCUCCAAGACUACCGGCGGCAGCUCAAGCAUGGCUAGGAGCCAGAGUUCCAGGCAUCAGUCGCGAAGUCCUUCCAAAGGAUCCCAGCGACGUAGAGGGAGACUCCCCGGGCGCUUCGAGGAGAGGCGACAGGAUCACCCGAGCGAAAUAUGCCGGCAGAGCAUUGGCGGAAUGGGCUUUAAUCGUUGCUGAGUGUAACAACUUUGUUGAUCGGCGCAGAGCCGAAGGUGUGCCAUCACUGCGAUGGGUGGAAGUCCCAACGCUGGGGAUUGAAGGAUUUCGGAGACUCGGUUAAGCACAAAGGGGGCUUGUGCGUUUCGAAAGUAUAUACACAUCUUAUUCGCAUUCAGAAUAUCGUACUUUUAACGACAUACAUCAUUCGGCGGGCAUAUUUAUUCUUCCAUGUCCUCUUUUUUCCGAAAACACGAUCAAAAGCGCAUCAUUCAUCACGGAGGUUUUUACAUUACACAGCACAUCAUUGCAUUCGGAUGGAUUAAUUUGGAUUUGUUGUCUCUUUUUGUCUUUUGAUUGGCACAACGGAGCCACGAGCUCAUUGUUUUCUUUCUGCAUAGCAUUGGCGCGGCGCUAGGG
Hymenoscyphus albidus is the source of this 4657-nucleotide messenger RNA. The record is from the annotation of a GenBank genome assembly. NCBI's taxonomy places the organism in Eukaryota, Fungi, Ascomycota, Leotiomycetes, Helotiales, Helotiaceae.